Molecule: messenger RNA, 2166 nt
Organism: Cladocopium goreaui
Lineage: Eukaryota; Dinophyceae; Suessiales; Symbiodiniaceae
Source: the annotation of a GenBank genome assembly
AUGUCAAAAAGAAGCAGCGCUGAGUUUGGCUGGAGGAAGCGUUUGCACCAUAAAGUGCUUUUGGCGACCCGCACUGAUCUGGCAUCCAAGAUGAUGCAAGACAUGAAGGAGGCCCGUGAAAAAAUGAUCGUCGAUGUCAUGAAUCCAAAGGGACCCAAGUUUGCCAAGGCCUCGAAGGCCUCGAAGGCGUUGUCAGCACGACUCCGAUGGGGCCGCGGGUCUUUCGGCAGUGCGGAACGUAAGGAAGUCGCGCAACGGGAGGCUUCCGAGAUGCAGAUCUCGCGUCGCGUGAAGCGCUCCAUCGACAAUUCCCCCAUGGGUGCCUGGGCUCAUAUGAAAGAGGAUCGGGAAGAGGAUCGUCGCGCGCGAUGGCAGGAGGCUGAAGCGGUCUUCAGGGAACUGCCCGGUGGUGGCCAAGGUCUCUCCAUCCUGGGCCAUGAUGUCAUGGAAGAUUGGGAGGCACCCUACAUGGAUGCCUUGGCCGCUGCGGCAUGUCAGCAGGGUGGCCGCAUCCUGGAGGUGGGCUUCGGCCUGGGCCUCUCGGCCGCGGCCAUCCAGCGCCAUGGGAGAAGCACCGGCGUCACGGAGCACGUGAUCCUGGAGGCCAACGAGAUGGUCAUGGCCAAGGCUGGAUUCUGGUCCGACGAAGCUCAGAUUCCCACGGUGGUCCUGGGCGGCUUCUGGCAAGAGCUUGUGGAAUCACUGGAAGAUGGCACUUUCGAUGGUAUCCUCUUCGACGCCUACCCGCUGUCCCCCGGCGAGGCUGCCGGCGACGGCGAGGUGGGCGCCUUCUUCGUUGAAGCGGCGCGGCUCUUGCGGCCAGGUGGCUGUUUCAGCUUCUACUACGACGCAGGGCGCAGCUGGUUGGAAUCUGUACAGAGCUUCCGUUGUGAGACGGUGCCCAAGCUGCUGACAGCUGGAUUUCGUGAGGUCAAGGAAGAUCAGGUCCUUUGCCGUCCUCGCCCCGGCUGCAGUUACUUCUGGAAGGAACGCUUCCUGAUUCCCAUGGCCAUCCGAUGCCUGUACCCAGUCUAUGACCUGCCACGGCACAUCGGCCUGCACUUCGUAGGGACCAAGGUGCUCCAACCCUCCUCUCUGCGCUUUGCACUUGCUCAGGCAUCUCAAGAGGUGAAAUGGGCAGCCAGUGGCGAUGGCUGCCUGCUCAGCACAUGUGGUCUGACCGAGCUUUCUUUGUCGUCCAAGAUGUCCAAGGUCGAUCGAGGCAAGAGACUCCAUGCGACCACUUCUGGAUGCUGGGACUCCAUUGGCAAGUUGCGAUCUGGGGCCGGGUGUUCGAAUCCACCCUUGCCAUUCCGCAUCCCCGACGACAGCGCGACAUCGGUCUUUCGGGAGUUUCGCAUCUCCUGCGUUCACCUUCGGAGAGAAAGGGAGGCCUUAGACGCCUUAGAGGGGAAGGAGGUCGGCUGGCGAUUCCUCUGCAAACUCUGUCGCGAGAGGCCAUUUCUCUACGACCGAGUACACGAGGUGCUGCAGAUUCUGAUGAUGAGUGAUGUGUGGAUGAAGGCAUUUGCUGAGGACCCCGAGUGUCGGAUUGAAGAUUUGCCUCCAGAGAUCCAGAGUGAAAUCAAAAGACGCGCCGAACAGGCGUUGGAUCCAGCGUCCAAGGCGGAUGGCUACCCGGCUGCUCAUAGCUCGCACCAGGAGUUCAAGGCCAGUGGCACCAUCGCUGUGGUGGUGCAGCGCUUUGUGAAAGCCAAGUUGCUGCUGAAUGAAGCGUCGGACUCGUGGGCGGAGCUUGGCCGGGGCCUCUUUGUGGCAGUGUCCUUUACCAAAAGUGCCACGGAGGACAAGCUGCAGCCCGCUGCGAGGUUUCUUCUGACAGCCAAGCUCUCCAGAGGAUCCACUGAGGAGGCGGAGUCGCUAUUGUCCUUGUGCCAGCGUGGGGAGUGCCAGGGCAUUCUCCUUCUUCCACAGGUAGGGCUGACUGGUGGAGUGGCGUCAUUUCUCCGCAGAUACUCUCACCAACUGGUGAAAAGCCGGGCCCACGUCCUGUACGACUCCUUCAUCCAGACCUUGCACGCCACUGCAGCGGACCUGAUGAACGAGGCCAAGGACAAUCUCCAGAUUGUGGCAGGCGACUUCGAUGGCCCUCAGGUGCUGGAAAUGUCCUCAGCUGGGCCCUUCAUGCACUCCUUCUCCGUUUGA